AUGUCUUCAUCUUCGAGAACUAGCCGAUACUUGUCGCGAUCGGAUCCCCCCUCUAAGAAGAGCAAGGUGGAGAAAGGAAAAAAGAGUCAAGCCGAGGCCACGGAGGUGAUGCCGCCUCCGCCAGCACGCACGCCGACCCCAUCUAAGGUCGUUGAGCGUACGCCUACCCCAACUAAGGUCGCCGAGAGGGUGCGUACGCCUACUCCAGCUAAGAUUGCCGAGGAGGUGCGUACGCCCACUCCAGCCAAGGUUGCCGAGGGGGUGACGCAGCCUCCACCGACUCGCACACCCACGGCCGUUACCUUUACCCCUCAACCCCCCGAGGUGCAAGGAGAUACUUCCAAUGAGUCUGGCUCGCGUGCUCGGACCAACUUGAUCCAACUGGGCACGGACGUGCCACCCGGAGCGUCGUUGAUAAAUAAGAGCCUUGAUGCGGUUGAGUAUGCUGCUCGUAUCGCUCCACCUACGGACUUGGAACACCUUGUCGCUAUGGAUGUCAACAUGCUGCAAGAGCGUUAUCUCAGGCACAUUUUUGAGGCCCUGCUAGAGGGACAGAUCAUUCAUGCCCAACGAUGGCGGGUGACUGACUCGCUCAUUGAGGAUGUUAAAAUUAGGGACGUGGACAACAAGAGCCUCAAGGACCUGCUAUCGAUCUGGGAAGGGGCUUUGAGCAAGAUGGAAGGCGAGCUCGGGGUGCUAAGGAAGGAGCACCAAGCGUUGUUGGCUCGGGCGGAGGCUAUAAGCAAGAUGGAGGGCGAGCUUGAGGCCCUGAGGAAAGAGCACGGAGCGGCUAAACUUGCCAUCGUGAAGGAGCGGGAGGACCACGAGAGGACCCGUGCUGGCCAUGCCGACGCCCUCGGCCGGGCUGUGGAGACUGGGGCUGGUCAAGAGGCGGUUGAGGCUGAGGCACAGGUGGCAUUUAACAUUGGGAGGUACACGAAGCAACAGGAGAUCUUUUCAGUGCUGAGGGAGAAGCUUCCAAAUUUUGACCCCGUGUCCCUCGGCUUGCCUGUAAUAGAGAAGAAUCCGGAUCCUGAUGCUGAGAAUGAAUCCACUGAUGAUGUUACGGACGCUCGUGAGGAUUCUUUGGUGGACGAGUUUCACGGCAUCGACACUAGCAACGUCCCCAAUGUUCCACUUGAUCAGAUUAUGAUUGAGGAGCUCUCGGAUCAUGAGUAG
Ipomoea nil (Japanese morning glory) is the source of this 1179-nucleotide messenger RNA. RefSeq names its product microtubule-associated protein RP/EB family member 1-like. The coding region runs from base 1 to 1179 and encodes 392 amino acids. Lineage: Eukaryota; Viridiplantae; Streptophyta; Magnoliopsida; Solanales; Convolvulaceae. The record is from RefSeq and is a predicted model, not a curated record. The transcript has 3 exons.